This is a messenger RNA of Dentiscutata heterogama, 224 nucleotides long. NCBI's taxonomy places the organism in Eukaryota, Fungi, Glomeromycota, Glomeromycetes, Diversisporales, Gigasporaceae. The record is from the annotation of a GenBank genome assembly.
AUAACAUAUCACAGGACUCACAGGAGUUAAAUAGCGAAGUACUUUUUGAUGAAUAUAAUGGGCCAAAAGGUGAGCCGUUAGCUAGGUACUUUUCUGAUUCAUGUAUAGCCUCUUCUGCUUCGAUACGAUCUUUUCAAAUUGAGGCAAUUAAAUCAUAUGAGAUAUCUAGUGAGGAAUUUUGGCAGAAACCUUUAGUUGAAAUCUCAGAUAAGUCAGAACUUUGA